Symphalangus syndactylus (siamang) is the source of this 5229-nucleotide messenger RNA. RefSeq names its product TTK protein kinase (gene TTK). Gene Ontology annotation, biological process: protein localization to kinetochore; chromosome segregation; meiotic spindle assembly checkpoint signaling. The record is from RefSeq and is a predicted model, not a curated record. Gene Ontology annotation, molecular function: protein serine/threonine kinase activity; ATP binding; protein binding. Lineage: Eukaryota; Metazoa; Chordata; Mammalia; Primates; Hylobatidae. Gene Ontology annotation, cellular component: kinetochore; nucleus.
CUUUUUAUUUUUGAAUAAUUUUUAAUUUACAAAAAAAUUCCAAAUGUAUUAUACUGUUCAGUUUUUCUGUUGUUAAGAUCUUGCAUUACUGUGAUGCAUUUUUCAAAACCAAGAAACCAACACUAGUGCAUUAUCAUUAACUAAACCUCAGACUUUAUUUGAAUUUUACGAAUUUUUCCAUUAAUGUCAUCCUCCUGUUUCAGGAUCCAGUUUAUGAUAUCACAGUACAUUUAGUUGUCAUGUCUUCUUAGUCUCCUCUGGUCUGUGAUGGGGUGGUAUUAAUUUUAAUAAUAUAUUUUAUUUAACUCAAUAUAGCAAAAAUAUUUUAACCUGUAAUUGAUAUUUUUUAAAUUAUCAAUGUUUAUUACUUUUUCUUAUUCAGUCUUCAAAAUCCAGAGUGUAUUUUAUACUUAACAGUGCAUCACAUUUCAUACUCAGACACUUUCAUUGGAAAUACUUCAUCUGCAUUUGGAUCUCACAAAAUUUACAGUUGAAAAAGUAGGUUCAUAUACUUAGGUUGUUCCAAGUAUGCUUAAAAGUCUUCCAAUAAAUUCAUGACUAAUGCAAGUUUAGAAAAAAGAAAGCAAAAAAAAAUUACUUUAAAAAGUUUAAAAAUAAUCCCAUGAGAUAUCAGUUUUCAAAUUUAAAUCUAAAUUUAAUUAAUCAAUUAAGGUUAAUUGAUUUAAAAAUUCAGUUCCCAGUUGCACUAGACAUAUUCAAGUGCUCAAUAGUCACAGACCAUCAUAAGGACUUUUGAUUUUAUUCCGAGCUAGAAAGGGAGCACUGAAGAGUUUUGAGCAAAGUAGUGACAUAAUCUGAUUUAAGAUGACUUUGCUAUGUCAGAGAAUAAAUUGAGGUGAGGCAAGGGCAGAAGCAGGGAGACCAGCCAGGAGGCUACUGCAGGUAACAUCAGGUAAGUGAUGAAGGUGCCUUGGACUAAAGUGGUGGCAGUGGAGGUGGGGAGAACUGGUAGGAGUCCAGGAAUCUCUUGUGCUAGCCCUGACUCAAUCUGUUUAUGAAUUGGAUAAGGGAUCAGGGAUGACACAAAGGUUUUGGGGCUAAAAAAUUUAGGACAAUGAAUUUGUCUUUUAUAGAUUUUGUAAAAGAAACAGGUUUGGGUAGGAAGAUCAGGGGCUUGGUUUUGGACAUUUUGAGUUCAAGAUGCAUAUGACACAUGUAAGUGAAGAUGUUAAUAAGUAGGCAGUGGAUAUCUGAGUAUGGAGUUGAGGAGAGCUCAGCUAGUGAUACACAUUUGGGAGCCAUCAACAUAUAGAUAGUAUUUAAAGACAGAAGACUGAAGGAGACUACCAAACGAAAGUACAGAAAGAAGUAUUAGGGUUAGGUCAUCCAGCAACAGUAUUUUCAGGAAAAUGCAAGCUUUGAGAUCAGGCCGCAAACAGAUCAACAAGAACUGGAGGAAUAAUAAACUCUUUCCAGGCAAAAGCAGCAUUAGAUGCAAUGGUGCAAAGGUAAGUGGUUAGCCAACCAUGGUAUAGCAAGUCAUUUUGCUCUGCUGAAGCAGAAAUACUAGCUAGCUGACACAGAAAGAUGCAUUAAGUGAUUGCGAAGGGCUCUCAUGCUAGCUGGGUGGCUAUCCAGAGUUGGGAAUGUGAGGGUUCUAAGGACAGCUUUGGAGUUAACAAGUGACAGCUGCAGUUAGUUUCCUAUACAUACACAAAACCAACCCGUCCUACCACAGAAUAUAUGUCAUAAUGCUGGCACAACAGACACAUCCCUUUUAGUUUUGCAGACGAGGAGUAACCGUUGCCCCGGACCACAAAGCCACUUAGCGGCAGAGCCUCGCACCCGCGAAGAUUACUACGGAGAUGUUUUUACCCCUGAGGACACCUGAGCCCUUAAGUGGGGCAGGCUUGGAGGGAGGGGGGCCGAUAAGGCGACUUCAGGCAGGGCAAUCAUGACGGGCGCUUGAGUUCUGCGCAGAAUUUUGACAAGGGGGAGGAGGGUCUUGGCUUGAAGACAGAGCAAGGAGUCAUUUAAGGAUAAUGGAAGGGCAUAAGCGGAAGCUCAAGGAUAAAAAGCACUGAAAUUCUUGAGCUGGCGGCAGGGCUGAACGUAGCUCAGUGAAAGAUCCUUUCUUGCCACCUCCUCUCUAAGCCAGGCUGUGAGGACCGCGGGAAACGAAGGAGAACGGUGGCGGUGGGGUCAGCAAAGGGCAGGCCCAAGGUGCAUCUUUUAGGUCCUGAUGCUGGGAGCAGCCGUCCCCGCCCCUAUAUUCCUCUCACCGGGUAGGUUUGCCCGGCAGUGGCUACCUCCCAGGCAAAAAUUCGCCCUGGUUAAACUGGAAAAAGCAGGAAAGCCCGCCCACUGGCGUCCGGGGAACGCCUGCAAAGCGCCAGCACCCUACCACCCCAGGCGCCGCACGGGUGGGGUGCGGGCCGCGGGCUCUUCCGGGGCGGGCCUCGCCUGACGCAGGAGGAGGGGCGGUCCCGUCGCACACGAACCAAUCACGACUGACGCUCUACGUGGCUAGCAUUGACCAAUAGGAGACCACAGUGAUAGCGACGGGGAAAUUCAAACGUGUUUGCGGAAAGGAGUUUGGGUUCCAUCUUUUCAUUUCCCCAGCGUCGCUUUCUGUAGAAAUGGAGUCCGAGGAUUUAAGUGGCAGAGAAUUGACAAUUGAUUCCAUAAUGAACAAAGUGAGAGACAUUAAAAAUAAGUUUAAAAAUGAAGACCUUACUGAUGAACUAAGCUUGAAUAAAAUUUCUGCUGAUACUACAGAUAACUCGGGAACUGUUAACCAAAUUAUGAUGAUGGCAAACAGCCCAGAGGACUGGUUGAGUUUGUUGCUCAAACUAGAGAGAAACAGUGUUCCGCUAAGUGAUGCUCUUUUAAAUAAGUUGAUUGGUCGUUACAGUCAAGCAAUUGAAGCCCUUCCCCCAGAUAAAUAUGGCCAAAAUGAGAGUUUUGCUAGAAUUCAAGUGAGAUUUGCUGAAUUAAAAGCUAUUCAAGACCCAGAUGAUGCACGUGACUACUUUCAAAUGACCAGAGCAAACUGCAAGAAAUUUGCUUUUGUUCAUAUAUCUUUUGCGCAAUUUGAACUUUCACAAGGUAAUGUCAAAAAAAGUAAACAACUUCUUCAAAAAGCUGUAGAACGUGGAGCAGUACCACUAGAAAUGCUGGAAAUUGCCCUACGGAAUUUGAACCUUCAAAAAAAGCAGCUGCUUUCAGAGGAGGAAAAGAAGAAUUUAUCAGCAUCUACGGUAUUAACUGCCCAAGAAUCAUUUUCCAGUUCACUUGGGCAUUUACAGAAUAGGAACAACAGUUGCGAUUCCAGAGGACAGACUACUAAAGCCAGGUUUUUAUAUGGAGAGAACAUGCCACCACAAGAUGCAGAAAUAGGUUAUCGGAAUUCAUUGAAACAAACUAACAAAACUAAGCAGUCAUGCCCGUUUGGAAGAGUCCCAGUUAACCGUCUAGAUAGCCCAGAUUGUGAUGUGAAGACAGAUGAUUCAGUUGUACCUUGUUUUAUAAAAAGACAAACCUCUAGAUCAGAAUGCCGAGAUUUGGUUGUGCCCGGAUCUAAACCAAGUGGAAAUGAUUCCUGUGAAUUGAGAAAUUUAAAGUCUGUUCAAAAUAGUCAUUUCAAGGAACCUCCGGUGUCAGAUGAAAAGAGUUCUGAUUCAGUAACCCUGAAGAAUAAAACUGAAUCAAGUCUUCUAGCUAAAUUAGAAGAAACUAAAGAGUAUCAAGAACCAGAGGUUCCAGAGAGUAACCAGAAGCAGUGGCAAUCUAAGAGAAAGUCAGAGUGUAUUAACCAGAAUCCUGCUGCAUCUUCAAAUCAGUGGCAGAUUCCAGAAUUAGCCCGUAAGGUUAAUACAGAGGUUUUAGCAUCCUCUUCAGCAAAUGAAUGCAUUUCGGUUAAAGGAAGAAUUUAUUCCAUAUUAAAGCAGAUAGGAAGUGGAGGUUCAAGCAAGGUAUUUCAGGUGUUGAAUGAAAAGAAACAGAUAUAUGCUAUAAAAUAUGUGAACUUAGAAGAAGCAGAUAACCAAACUCUUGAUAGUUACCGGAACGAAAUAGCUUAUUUGAAUAAACUACAACAACACAGUGAUAAGAUCAUCCGACUUUAUGAUUAUGAAAUCACGGACCAGUAUAUCUACAUGGUAAUGGAGUGUGGAAAUAUUGAUCUUAAUAGUUGGCUUAAAAAGAAAAAAUCCAUUGAUCCAUGGGAACGCAAGAGUUACUGGAAAAAUAUGUUAGAGGCAGUUCACACAAUCCAUCAACAUGGCAUUGUUCACAGUGAUCUUAAACCAGCUAACUUUCUGAUAGUUGAUGGAAUGCUAAAGCUGAUUGAUUUUGGGAUCGCAAACCAAAUGCAACCAGAUACAACAAGUAUUGUUAAAGAUUCUCAGGUUGGCACAGUUAAUUAUAUGCCACCAGAAGCAAUCAAAGAUAUGUCUUCCUCCAGAGAGAAUGGGAAAUCUAAGUCAAAGAUAAGCCCCAAAAGUGAUGUUUGGUCCUUAGGAUGUAUUUUGUACUAUAUGACUUAUGGGAAAACACCAUUUCAGCAGAUAAUUAAUCAGAUUUCUAAAUUGCAUGCCAUAAUUGAUCCUAAUCAUGAAAUUGAAUUUCCCGAUAUUCCAGAGAAAGAUCUUCAAGAUGUGUUAAAGUGUUGUUUAAAAAGGGACCCAAAACAGAGGAUAUCCAUUCCUGAGCUCCUGGCUCAUCCAUAUGUUCAAAUUCAAACUCAUCCAGGUAACCAAAUGGCCAAGGGAACCACUGAAGAAAUGAAAUAUGUUCUGGGCCAACUUGUUGGUCUGAAUUCUCCUAAUUCCAUUUUGAAAGCUGCUAAAACUUUAUAUGAACACUAUAGUGGUGGUGAAAGUCAUAAUUCUUCAUCAUCCAAGACUUUUGAAAAAAAAAGGGGAAAAAAAUGAUUUGCAGUUACUCGUAAAUUGUCAAAUACCACCUAUAAAAUAUACUUGACUGUUAUACUCUUGAAUCCCUGUGGAAAUCUACAUUUGAAGACAACAUCUCUCUCAAGUGUUACCAGCAAAAAAAAUUCAGUAGAUUAUCUUUAAAAGAAAACUGUAAAAAUAGCAACCACUUAAUGGCACUGUAUAUAUUGUAGACUUGUUUUCUCUGUUUUAUGCUCUUGUGUAAUCUACUUGACAUCAUUUCACUCUUGGAAUAGUGGGUGGAUAGCAAGUAUAUUCUAAAAAACUUUGUCAAUAAAGUUUUGUGGCAUAAAAAUGACACUAACAUUUCAAA